This is a messenger RNA of Colossoma macropomum (tambaqui), 2050 nucleotides long. RefSeq names its product kelch-like family member 38a (gene klhl38a). Gene Ontology annotation, molecular function: protein binding. NCBI's taxonomy places the organism in Eukaryota, Metazoa, Chordata, Actinopteri, Characiformes, Serrasalmidae. The record is from RefSeq and is a predicted model, not a curated record. The coding region runs from base 299 to 2050 and encodes 583 amino acids. The transcript is spliced from 4 exons.
CACAAAGCACAUGGUGCAUGGCUAACCACUGUGGGAACAAACAAGGGGAGGGUCAAAGGCAGGGGCGUUUGCAGCCUCCAGAAAUAUUCUCGGAAAUUGGAAUGUACACAGCGGUCUCAUGGCAAGCUCCUAAUACCUCCUAAUGAACCUUUCUCUUUACCCACGCCUGUCGGCCAUUGCCUUUAUUUCUUGAGAACGACACCUGCGGGAGAUGUUUUUGGCCUUAAUGCUGAUGAACUGUGACUGAUUCUGUCCAGACACAUUGGAAUGUGAGUGAUAAGAACGGACUGAGUUGAGAAUGGCCUGUUCAUCACUUGAGAUCUUUCCAUUCAAGGAUCAGGAGCUUCCAGCCCACCUGCUGUGCCAGCUGAACCUCCUCAGACUGGAGCGCAUCUUCACUGACGUGCUCCUGUGCACGGAGGACAAAGAGAUUCCCUGUCAUAGGAACGUGCUGGUGUCCAGCAGCCCGUACUUCCGUGCCAUGUUCUGCAGUAACUUCCGUGAGAGCAGCCAGGCCCGAGUGGACCUAAAGGGCAUCAGCUCUGAGGUGCUAGCAGGGAUUGUGGACUACGUCUACACAGGAAGCAUCACCAUAACAAUGGAGCUGGUGCUGCCUCUGAUGCAGGCCGCUUCCAUGCUGCAGUAUGUGAGGCUCUUCGAGGCUUGCUCAGCCUUUCUGCAGGAGCAGCUGAACCCUGACAACUGCCUGAGCAUGAUUCGUUUGUCAGAGAUCCUGCACUGCGAUAGCUUGAGGGACAGGGCCAAGGAGAUGGCCGUGCGUUGCUUCUCAGAUGUAGCUGCCUCUGAGGACUUCUGUGAGCUUUCCCUGCCCGAGCUUAUGUGUUAUCUGGAGGAUGACAGGCUUUGUGCAGAGGAAGAGCAAGUGUUUGAGACUCUUCUGGCCUGGAUCCACCAUGACCCUUUUUCUCGACGAGGUGCCAUUCAUGACCUCUUCAAGAAGGUGCGCUUGCGUUACAUCCACCCUACAUAUCUCUUCCAGUUCAUAGCCAAUGACCCACUUGUCCAGUCCUCCACGCUCUGCACUGAGAUCAUUGAGUCCGUGCGGCGUCUAAUGUUUUCGGUUAGUGCCAAAUGUACCCGUGAGCUGAAGCCCCUGUGGACCACGCCUCGCCGCUACACCUGCCGAGAGACUUUAGUGGUAGUCGGGGGCCGCAAGAACAACGAGCAGACUUCCAGAGAGGCGCUGCUCUAUGAUGAACGCACCCAACGCUGGCAGUGGCUGGCCAAGCUGCCCCUACGUCUGUACAAGGCCGCUUAUGUCUGUAUACACAGCAUUCUGUAUGUGGUUGGAGGCCUCAGUCUCAGCCUGGCAUCUGGAGACAGUGCAGUUAGCGCAACUGUCUAUACUCUGUCAUUGAAGACUAACCAGUGGAGGACGGCUGAGCCCAUGCUGGAGCCACGUUACGCCCAUCAGAGCGUGUCCUACCUGCACUUCAUCUUCGCUCUGGGAGGAAUAGGAGCUGACAAACAGAUAUCAAACACAGUGGAGCGCUACAACAGCAUGUUCAACCAGUGGGAGGCCAUGGCCCCUAUGCCCACAGCGGUCCUACAUCCUGCUGUGGCUGCCAAUGACCAGAGGAUCUAUGUAUUUGGAGGGGAGGAUUCCAUGCAGAAUCCAGUGAGAUUAAUACAGGUUUAUCACAUCUCACGAAACCAGUGGUCUAGACUGGAGACAAGGACAGUGAAGAAUGUCUGUGCACCUGCUGCUGUCAUAGAAGACAAGAUUUACAUCAUUGGAGGGUACACAAGAAGAGUGAUCGCCUAUGACACCAAAGCCAACAAGUUUGUGAAAUGUGAGAACAUGAGGGAGAGGAGGAUGCACCACUCAGCUACUGUCAUCAACAACAAGGUCUACGUGACUGGGGGCCGCUUUCUCAACAGCCACGACAUCAUAGAAGACUCUGACUGCUUCGAGUGUUAUGACCCUAAAGCGGACGUAUGGACAUCUAAAGGUUCUUUGCCGUACAAGCUGUUUGACCAUGGCUCACUGGCCCUCAUCUGUGUCUCCAACCGCCCAAACCCACCAUGA